This is a messenger RNA of Xiphias gladius (swordfish), 2301 nucleotides long. It is a transcript of the gene spry2, whose product is annotated as sprouty RTK signaling antagonist 2. The transcript is spliced from 2 exons. Gene Ontology annotation, cellular component: cytosol; membrane. Bases 309 to 1364 code for a protein of 351 amino acids. Lineage: Eukaryota; Metazoa; Chordata; Actinopteri; Istiophoriformes; Xiphiidae. The record is from RefSeq and is a predicted model, not a curated record. Gene Ontology annotation, biological process: multicellular organism development; negative regulation of MAP kinase activity; animal organ development.
UCCUCCGGCGGUGGCCGGCUCAAGUUUUUUCCGCCCGCCUCGGCGCCUCGUGCUUCUCGCGCAGGAUACGGGACUCGCGCCCCGGCGCAGCCUUGCGACGAAGAAAAGAAAAAGAAAAAAGAAAAAGAAAAAAUGCGCUCCGCCUGGAAACCUUCCCAAUGGGAUCUUUACCGACGGCUUUCCCGACUGAACCGCUGAUGUAAGGGAAUAUAAAUUGGAUUUAUUUCACCUAAACGGGGGCUGAGGUGUAGGGAGGCACGGACUUCAGAUGUGUCCCAUGCCAGCCAGGGUGGCCCUUCAGUCCCGAGAUGGAUUCCAGAAGUCAGAACGACAGCGAUGGGGCAGGACACCACGGGUGGUCGCCGUCAUCGAGCAGCUUGCCAGGCACGCUGCAUGACGAAGGGAGACCGCAACCCCGGUCUCCGCAAGCCCACGGUGGUCCGCCUGAACCUGGGCUGAGCAGCGGACAGUCACCCCAUACUCUAGCAGUGCUAUCUCUGGUUCAGAUUAGGAUAACUGGGAGUAGUAAUGAGUACACAGAAGGGCCCGCAGUGGCCCAGACGUCUCCAGCCUCUCAGCAAAGGCAACAGAAAAAAGACUUGGUGUCAUCACCUGGUUCAAGGACGAGUGGGCAGCAGGAGACCCAGGAUGAGAGGCCUAAUAGUCUCCACAACCUGCAUUCACUGACUCAGCAUGGAAACACAAAUACUUCCACCUCUUCCAGGGAGGGCGUGUUGCGGCCCUCCAGUGUAGAGGACUCCCAAAGUAGCGCCAGGACCAGCAUGGGGAGCACUUCUUCAGGCCAGAGGCUCCUCAGCAGCCCGGCAGGCGGCGACCAGAUCAUCAGAGCCCAGCCAAAACGUGCGGAGCUGAAUUCAGAAGAGCUGAAACCCCUGAGCGAGUCCAGGCCGGUGGUGGCCGUGCCAGGCAGCGGAGGCUAUAAAAAUCGUGGAAAACACUCCGACAAGUGUGAGAACUGUGGUAAGUGCCAGUGUUCGGAGUGUCGUCGCCCACGGGCGCUUCCUUUCUGCUGGACGUGUGGCCGGCGGUGCAUGUGCUCCGUGCAGAGCGCGGUGGAGUACGGGACGUGCGUCUGCUGCGUCAAGGGGCUGUUCUACCACUGCUCCAGCGACGACGAGGACACGUGCGCCGACAAGCCCUUCUCCUGCACACAGUCCCACUGCUGCGUCCGCUGGACCACCGUGUCGCUCCUCUCUCUACUCUUCCCCUGUCUCCUGUGCUACCUCCCGGCUAAAGGAUGUGUCGCCGUGUGCCAGAGCUGCUAUGACCGAGUCACACGACCCGGCUGUCGGUGCAAGAACACAAAACCAGUCCACUGUGUGGAUGUUCGCAAGCAAACGUAGAUGAAAUGGUCAUGUGUGUGUUGUAAUGCAGACGGAUGGAAAGACUCCAUGUUGACUGAACUGAUAGAUGUUUUGGCCCCCAUGCUUCUGUAGUGGAAAGGUUUAAUUAGGAAGGUAAUGAUGCCGUUGUGCUUGAGUUCUGUGUUUUCCGUCAUCCGGGCUUACCGGGUCUGCACUGGAGGUGCGCUCACUCACCCUAGCAUUAUGAGUUUCACUUGAAAGGCAAACCAAAAUAAGCGCUCCACAUGUUUAAAGGUAUGAAAACAUAUCCGACUACUGUUUUGUCCUGAAAAAUAAUUUCUUCAUUUGCCCAGAUAGUACCCAGAUAUGCUGGUGUUGCUAUGAGAGUCCAAAUGGAUAGCCUUUUUUUAACAUUUAAUACAACUUAUAUGCUAAGAACAGACUCCUGUUACUAACUGUAUGUAAAGUAGGAAAUGCAAAGGGUAUGUACAUUAGAAAAUAAGUUUGACAGAUGUUUUAUUUUUGUACAUAUAAUAAUACUUCAACUGUGAAAAGCGUUGUGCCACACCAGAGGCACCUUGAUAAAUUCACAUUUAUAUGAAUCAGUAAACUUCAUUCAUACAAUGUUUUUACAUUCACUGGAAUGUAUAUCAAUCAUUUUUAUGUAAUUUACAAAGGAAAAAUCUUAUCCCUUCUACUUGUAAAUUGUACAGUGACCUUUUAUGAAAAAAAUAUUUUCUAAUUCCAACAUUUCUUAGUGUAAAGUUUAAAAAAUAUAUAUUUAUUUGAAGGUUUAUUAUUUUAUAAUGAAAAAUAUUUAUUUUGAGAAAGCGUUGUUAAAUGCGUCACCCCUUUUGGGGCUACUCUGUAGUUGCUGCAGAUUGGAGGUGACCUGUAGGAGUGUCAAAGCUGGAUGAAUAGUUCACUAUGAAUUAGAAGACAAAUAUAUUAACGUUUGAAAUUAAACAACCUUGAA